This is a messenger RNA of Eutrema salsugineum, 1841 nucleotides long. RefSeq names its product presenilin-like protein At1g08700. Gene Ontology annotation, biological process: protein processing. The transcript has 3 exons. NCBI's taxonomy places the organism in Eukaryota, Viridiplantae, Streptophyta, Magnoliopsida, Brassicales, Brassicaceae. Gene Ontology annotation, molecular function: aspartic endopeptidase activity, intramembrane cleaving. Gene Ontology annotation, cellular component: membrane; nucleus. The coding region runs from base 162 to 1532 and encodes 456 amino acids. The record is from RefSeq and is a predicted model, not a curated record.
GAGAUCUCUGUAGGAGAAAGUCGACGACUUUACGCCAAUCUCUAGUAUCUUCCUCCAUAACUCGUCAGAAGCACCCUCUUCUCUAUCGUCGUCGUCGUCUUCCUCCGGAGCCGAAAAUGGCAUAGCGAUAUAUCAAAUAUUCCCCACGAGUAUUGAUAAUAAUGGAGUCUAGUAGUAUCCUGGAUUCGCUUGGAGUUGAGAUAAUCGGCGUGAUGGCUCCCGUCUCCAUCUGCAUGUUCCUCGUCGUCCUUCUCACCUACUCUCUCUCUGUCACCUCCGACUCUCAGAUCCGUACCGCCGCAAACCUCAUAUACAUCGAGAAUCCCUCUGACUCCGCCACCGUCAAGCUCGAAGGUAGCCUCGCCAACGCCAUCGUCUUCGUCGUCCUCGUUGCCGCCGUCACUUUCGUACUUGUUCUCCUCUUCUACUACAACUUCACCAAUUUCCUCAAGCAUUACAUGCGCUUCUCCGCCUUCUUCGUCUUGGGUACAAUGGGUGGAGCAAUUUUCCUGUCGAUUAUCCAGCAUUUCUCAAUUCCUGUUGAUUCCAUCACCUGCUUCAUAUUGCUUUUCAAUUUCACGAUCUUGGGGACUUUGUCUGUGUUUUCUGGUGGGAUACCAAUUGUGCUAAGGCAGUGUUAUAUGGUUGUUAUGGGGAUAGUUGUUGCAGCUUGGUUCACUAAGUUGCCUGAGUGGACUACAUGGUUUAUACUGGUGGCUUUAGCUUUGUAUGAUUUGGUUGCUGUUUUAGCGCCUGGUGGUCCACUUAAGCUCUUGGUGGAGCUGGCUUCAAGCCGCGACGAGGAACUCCCUGCCAUGGUUUAUGAAGCUAGGCCGACUGUCUCAGGCCACCAAGGGAGAAACCGUGGCUCGAGUUUAAGGGUUUUGGUUGGUGGUGGUGGGGUUUCAGAUUCUGGAUCAGUAGAGCUGCAAGCAGUUGGGAAUCAUGUUGCAAAUCAACAAGGAAGAGGAAAUUCUCAUAACCUGGAUUAUAAUGCUGUUGCUGUGAGGGAUAUAGAUAGUGUAGAUGGUGAUGGUAAUGGAAACGGAGACGGUGUUUCAAGGUCACCUCACGAAAGACACUUUGCAUCUGCAGUAUCCUCAGAGCACUCAACCGAAGUUAGAGUCAGAGGAAAUAAUGAAAUCAGAGAAACGGAAACUGAUGAAGAAAUGUCUCCUCUGGUUGAGUUGAUGGGCUGGGGGGAUAAUAAUAGGGAAGAAGCGAGAGGUUUGGAGGAGUCGGAUAACAACGUGGACAGUUUAAACAGAGGAAUCAAACUUGGUCUUGGAGACUUUAUCUUCUACAGUGUUCUUGUUGGUAGGGCAGCAAUGUAUGAUCUGAUGACAGUGUAUGCGUGUUACCUUGCCAUCAUCUCGGGACUUGGGUGCACUCUUAUAUUGUUGUCCGUGUACAACCGAGCUCUGCCAGCACUUCCCAUAUCAAUCAUGUUGGGUGUUGUCUUUUACUUCUUGACACGAUUGUUGAUGGAGCCUUUCGUUGUCGGGAUGACAACAAACUUGAUGAUGUUCUGAUCACAAACAUUCUAGCGGAAGAUAGUGUGUCUUGUUUGCUUGACUGAGAGAUGCUGAACAUGAUGUAUCCAUGUAUUGCACCCUUGUGCUGUUUUAGUUGAAGCAAAUAUUUUGUUAGUGUUGAGCGAUAUUCUGUGGGAAAAUCUGCUAAUGUAACCCAACAGGUAGUUGAUUUCGGUUUGUAAAUGUUUAGUCUCUGAUGUGGAUCAUUUUAGCAUAAUGGUUGUAGACAUUUCAGGUUUGAUUGAAAACUUUAGGAUGAUUGAUCUAUGCUUUUGGGUUUGAGGUGGUUUGGUGGAAUAUAAUGAA